AUGACAUCAUCAUCCAACGCCGAGUCCUAUUCCAGCCCCCAAAAGAGCAUGAUACACACAGCGGGAUGUAUAAUUAUAGGCGAUGAGACCGUCGACACCAAUUCCGCGUACUUUGCGCGCUUCUGUUUCUCGUUGGGAAUGCAGUUGAAAAGAAUAGAAGUCAUUGCCGAUGACGAAGAUGAAAUAAUAGAGGCAGCCAGGCGCAUGUCCAAAAAUUAUGACUUUGUGGUGACUAGUGGCGGAAUUGGUCCGACACAUGACGAUAUUACAUACCAAUCCAUAGCCAAAGCAUUCGGCCUCCCCCUCCAGCUCCACAAGACCACAGUGGCCAAAAUGAGAAAGUUCUCGAGGCCUCAUAAAUCCCAGCCGAAUUUCUCCUGGGACACCCCUUCUCCAGCACUAACUGCCAAAUUACGAAUGGCCCACCUUCCAACCGACCCUGAUAUUCCAGACGAGGAUCAAGUAUUAUUUGUCAAGGAAGAUCUCUGGGUCCCCAUUUCAGUGGUGAACGGGAAUAUCCAUAUUUUGCCCGGGGUGCCGAGAAUCUUCGAAACACUCCUCGAGGGAAUGAAACCUCGCCUUCUUCCUCGAUUAAAGGAUCCCGAAGGAAAAGGAAUGUAUCGAAUGCUUUUCAGUACACCAUUGGCCGAAAGUGAGGUCGCCGAAUAUCUGAGCUCGCUGGCUGCAAAAGUCGAGCCCAAAGGCGUCAAAGUGGGAAGUUAUCCUCGAUGGGGAAAGAAUAAGAAUGUCGUGACACUCGUCGGCACUGAUAGAGAAUUCAUGGACACCUUAGAAGCGGAGGUAGCCGACGGUGUUAAAGGAACCAGAGUCCAUACCGAAGGCGAAGAUGAUACUGAUGACGAGACUGACGUGAAGAAGGACAAAGAUAGCUGA
Rhinocladiella mackenziei CBS 650.93 is the source of this 894-nucleotide messenger RNA. RefSeq lists its product as uncharacterized. The record is from RefSeq and is a predicted model, not a curated record. NCBI's taxonomy places the organism in Eukaryota, Fungi, Ascomycota, Eurotiomycetes, Chaetothyriales, Herpotrichiellaceae. The transcript is spliced from 3 exons. The coding region runs from base 1 to 894 and encodes 297 amino acids.